Messenger RNA from Cydia amplana, 2029 nucleotides. RefSeq lists its product as uncharacterized. The coding region runs from base 131 to 2002 and encodes 623 amino acids. Gene Ontology annotation, molecular function: serine-type endopeptidase inhibitor activity; nucleic acid binding; methyltransferase activity. The record is from RefSeq and is a predicted model, not a curated record. Gene Ontology annotation, biological process: methylation. The transcript has 5 exons. Lineage: Eukaryota; Metazoa; Arthropoda; Insecta; Lepidoptera; Tortricidae.
ACGAGGUCGCAGAGGGCGUUCACCGGGUUUGAGUUCCAUUUCAAUUUCAAUGGCAAUUAGACACGAAGAUUAGCCCAAACCGUUGGGCAGUGCCAGUGGCCAGCGUAGCGUGGUCAGAAUUGCGGACACCAUGCGACCGGCCGGACGCGCAACCCUCCUCCCGCACCUGCUCUGUGCGCUCUCGAUCGGAAACAUCGUCCUUGGCUCCGAGUAUGGAGUACCAGUCGAGAUUAAACUAUGGGACACCGGGAGGACCCCCUUGUCGCACAUGGUAGACGUGACUAAUGAAUUCGGUUUAAAAGUCUUGGCAGAACAUAAUUUUUUAAAUGAAAAUAACAUUGCCUUCUCACCCUAUGGUCUUAUGGGUAUACUAGUGGCGUUGUAUGAGGGAGUCGACGGCGAGAGUUCCUACCAAAUUCAAAAAGGAAUGCUGCUGCCUUGGAACAGAAAUGUCAUGAGAAUAGGCUUUAGAGAUAUCCAUCGCACUUUAAAAACAUAUUUUGUUCCAGAAGAAGGUUUUCUCGCAGGACUGGCAUUAAACAACGAGAACGUGACAUUUAAUGAAAGUUAUAAAAAAAUCUUACGGUUUUAUGGGUUUGAUCUGGACAACGACCAGUUGCCGACUACACCUGCAAACAAUGAUACGAAUGUGUCGUCGACACCAACCGCCGGGGACGGCGCGGCGGCCGCCACCGCCACCGCCGCGCCCGCGCCCGCCACCACGGCCGCGCCGAGCACGCUGGCUCGCGAGGACCUGUCCACCUCCGCCGUCGAUACAACUACCAACCCUAAUGCGGAGACUAUCAACGACGUAGACAUCCGAAUGCCCACCUCGUCGCCAACCACUGGCAAUUCAGCGGCGCCUAAUGCUGAGAGUACUACACUUUUUAGUACAUCACAAACGGAAACCACAACCAGUGCGACCACUGCAGACUCGAGCAGUACAGCCUCUACUAAUGUAGGCACGACUAACAUUGAGCGUGUCACUGAAAAUGUACAGUCUACAAUGAUAGACAGUACAACGUCAACGGCAGCAAUUCCAAAUUCUGUUGAUAUUGAAGUGACGACUGCUCCAAGUUCUUCUUCCACGUCUGUAUCAUCAACAUUUUCAACAAAUGAAGAAUUAGAAAUGCCAUCGAUAAGUGGUCAAUUGUCAACCUCUGCCGCAGUCGACGACACUACUAGCACACAAGUACACGAGUCCGCGACUACGGAGCAGCUUAAUACUGGUGCUUUCGACACCACCACACAAACAACAGAAAAUAGUGAAUCCACCGUUGAAACGCUAGAGCGCCGUAAAAAAUCUAUUGUUAAUUUUAUUUUUACGAAUCCACCAUAUAUACACGAAAACGUAAUUUACAGAGGAUUUGAUAUACCGAUACCUGUACAGAAUAACCCUAAUCUUGGAAAUGACCAAAUGUUUUUAGCAAAUGGAUUGAAAAGUGUUCAGGUGUCUUACAUGCAAUACGACGCAGUGCUGGAGCACGCGUACCUGCCGCACCUGGAGGCGGCGGCGCUGCGGCUGCCGCUGGACAGCGAGCGCUACUACCUGCUGGCGCUGCUGCCGGCGCGCGCGCACCCGGCCGAGCUGGCGCGCCUGCUGGCCCGCCUGGCGCGCCACUCCGACCUGCGCGACGUGUACGCCGCGCUGCGCCCCAGACAAGUGCGCGCUACGCUACCCAGCUUUACUGUCAAAGGCCAUGUCACGCUCACUGCUGACUUGCAAAAACUGGGCAUCCGAGACGUGUUCGAGCCGCGGCAGCGCGACUUCACGCCGAUGACGCCGCAGGCGGGCGUGUACGUGCGCAGCAUCGAGCAGGCCGUCUCCGUCGCCAUCCGCAAGUACGGGACCGACGACCGCAACACCAGUAGGUACGUCAAUCGGCCCCCAGUUCAUUUCUCGGCGACGUAUCCCUUCCUGUACUUCGUGAUGGACGCCAGCAUUCACGUCGCUCUCAUGGCUGGGAAAAUGGUGGAUCCUCUCAAUUCAAGAAUAUUAUAGUUAAAUCUAAAUGAACCUUCAGCUAGG